Molecule: messenger RNA, 1687 nt
Organism: Sclerotinia trifoliorum
Lineage: Eukaryota; Fungi; Ascomycota; Leotiomycetes; Helotiales; Sclerotiniaceae
Source: the annotation of a GenBank genome assembly
UCAUCGCAACCAUCGUCCAAAAUAGCAUAAUAUAUCAUCUUUAUUAUUUCAAGCUUUACAGUGAGUAUGGCACCAAUUGCAACUUCACACGCAUCUUCUGGGCAAGCCAUGCAUAACAGAAACGGCAAACGUGUCUCUGUAACAGCUCCCAAUGCCGACGGUGCAGCUUCAAGCUUGCGGCACAGCUCGACCAUCUCAUGGGCUCUUAUUCUCGGUAUCUUUGGAGCUCUGUUAGCAUUAGGAGGUAUAGUAUACCAAUCCCAAAACUCUGAAAGCACUCCAAAAGCUAGAGUCAUUGAACGAAGCUUUCAAAAGGUGGUCGGAUGGGAAGAGCCACCACCAACCAUGGAUACCAAGGACUAGGAUGGACGAAGGGAGCAAGUCAAGCAGGCAUUUGUUUCCAGUUGGGACGCCUACACAAAAUAUGCAUGGGGUAUGUUAAGAAAGAUUGCACCUUACGCGAUGUUAUAUUCUUGCAUUUGCAUAAUUGAAAGACCGUAUUUCCUGGACACAAUUCUGAUUCUUGUGUUAUGAUACAGGCGCUGAUAGCUUCCACCCUGUUUCGAAAGGCGGCUCGCUCAUGAGUUCACGCGGAUUGGGAUGGAUCAUCAUUGAUAGUUUGAAUACUCUGAUGAUCAUGAACCUGACUUCUCGGGUUGGAGACGCGCGAAAAUGGAUUAAGAAAAGUCUGACAUGGGAUCAAGAUCAAGAUGUGAACACAUUUGAAACGACAAUUCGCAUGCUCGGUGGACUUUUGUCUGCACAUUUUUUAGCAUCUCAAGCAUCUCAAGCAUCUGAUAUCACCUCCGCAAAUGAUGAUAUCUAUCUGAAGAAGGCAGUGGAUUUAGCUGAUUGACUCUUAGGAGCGUACAACUCUCGAUCCGGGAUUCCAUAUGCUAGCGUUAAUUUGAGAUCCAAAGAAGGUAUACCGUCGCACACUGAUGGGGGUUCCUCAUCGACAUCCGAAGCGGGUAUACUGCAACUAGAGAUGAAGUAUCUUGCACAGCUCACGAACAACACGAAGUACUGGAAAAAAGCUGAGCAUGUGAUUAAAGUCCUAGAUGACAAUGGCAUGACGGAUGGACUGCUUCCAAUUUACGUUCAUCCAGGGAAUGGAAGGUUCACUUGCUCGGAGAUCCGCCUGGGAAGUCGUGGCGACUCAUAUUAUGGUAUAUCCAUCUGAUUGACUGGCGGUCUGAUAUCAUACUGAUCCUUUUUAGAGUACUUAAUCAAGCAGUAUCUCCAGACAUCAGGACAAGAGCCCGUCUACCUUGAUAUGUGGUCACAAGCUCUGGAAGGUGUACAAAAAAAUCUCGUUACCUACACCAAGUAUGCAAACUUGACCAUUAUUGCCGAACUACCUAGCGGUAUUGGAGGUCGGUUAUCACCAAAGAUGGAUCACCUUGUUUGUUUCCUCCCUGGUUCCUGACACGGAUCUCGUAUAAAGGACGAUCACGUGAUUUCAAUUGAUCGACAAUUCCUAUCGGUGAGCUGGUAGUCUGUGCACAUCUUGCCAAAUUUACCCUUUUUAGUAUGGCAUUAUGAUCACCUUAAGGCAGAUUGCGCACAACCAUGCAGCUACCGUAUAGGUAUUUUGUAUAUAUAUAUGGAUGCUCCCUACGAGCCAUAGUUCUUCAGUUGUAGAUUCUAAGGAAUAUAAUUGACCCUGUUUAUUCAGCUCUUAUGA